Liolophura sinensis is the source of this 2097-nucleotide messenger RNA. RefSeq lists its product as uncharacterized. Gene Ontology annotation, molecular function: diaminopimelate decarboxylase activity. The record is from RefSeq and is a predicted model, not a curated record. The transcript has 9 exons. NCBI's taxonomy places the organism in Eukaryota, Metazoa, Mollusca, Polyplacophora, Chitonida, Chitonidae. Bases 218 to 1912 code for a protein of 564 amino acids.
GACCUUACGAAGGACUGAGUGAGUACAAGCCUACAUGUCCAGCGCGAGGCCAAUAUAGCUUAACCUUUGGUCGAAAUGACACAACUGAACAGCCCUGGGUGUGCCAUCACGACACUUUCAAAGUUCACUCUAAUAACUCAGAGACAGCUAAACAGCGCUGUAGAUGUAGACCUACAUGUAGGUCUGCUGUAACGACCUUGUAGGCUAUGUACACAAUAUGUAUAGUACCCACACGAUAACGAAAGCGUUUGUCAUGGACGGAGCUCUCAGUCCCUGUGAUCAAGAACAAAGAGGGGAUCUGUCAUCGCCAGAGUGUCUGUACGUACGGGAUGGCUACUUGUACUGUGGGUACCUUAGGGUGGUGGAUAUAAAAAAAGGUGUAGAAUCACGCUUCGAGCAAAGUGGUGUCUCAGGCUCCGCGACACCUUUCUACUUAUACAAUCAGGCGCGGAUUGAGUACAACCUAGAUAGCUAUACAUCCGCCCUCGAUAAGCUGGCAAUACCAUACAUACUGGGCUAUGCAGCAAAGGCCAACCACAACCUAGAGAUCUUGUCUGUCCUUCGUAAACACAGCCAGGCCGUGAGCCUGACACUUGUCAGCGGCAAUGAGCUCCUGCUCGCUUUAAAGGCCGGAUUUGAGCCCCGGAACCUUGUGCUUAAUGGCAAUGGGAAGAAAAGAUGGGAACUGAAACUUGGUGUGGAGAAAGGCUGCCUGAUCAAUGUUGACAGUGAGUUCGGCCUGUACCACACGGUAAAAGUGUGCAAUGACCUGGGGAAAUCUGCCAGGGUACUCCUUAGGAUUAACCCAGAUAUCGACCCUGAUGUUCACCCUUACAUCUCUACGGGCCUCGGGGAGACCAAGUUUGGAGUAGAGCUGGAUGGAUUGGAGCCACUGCUGGAGAAGAUUCGGGAUGAACCACUUAUCCAGCUGGUGGGGCUCCACUCUCAUUUGGGAUCAACCAUUGAUAACACGAGGGUGUUCAGGGAAAGUGUAGAAAAGAUGCUGGAGUUGACAAAUAAAGUGAAGCAAAUGGGAUUCAAGGAUAUCAAAUACAUUGACAUUGGUGGAGGACUAGGAAUAAACUAUGCGAAAUACGCAAAUCGAACCCUGAGUAACCAGCACCAUGCCAUAACGUGGGACGCUGAUAAACCCAGGGAAAUCCUACAACUCGUCAGUGAGAAACUGAAAGCUUACCCCGAGACAAGAGAAAUUCUGCGGACUCUCAUCGGCGGUCUAGAGGACAAAACGCUUUCUCUGCCACAGUUUGUAGACAAGGUGGACAGCUUACUGGCUGAUCAUCCCGCUGUACUGAGAGCCGUGAACCAUCUCCUACCUGACGACCAUCAGCUACAGAUUUCUGUUCCCACACCCGAGGAUUUGAUCUCAUCUAUUCAAAAUCUUCUCCAAGAUGCGGACUUGACUCUGAUUCUAGAACCAGGCCGGUCCAUUGUUGGGGAUUGCGGCUGUUUGGUGACUGAAGUUAUAGGAUGCAAGAAAAAUGGCAAGAAAAAUUUCAUAGUAGUGGACGGUGCCAUGACAGAGGUGAUUCGCCCUUCCUUAUAUGGCGCUUAUCAUCAUGUGGAAUUGGCCGAGCCGACCUCUGACCCUGAAUUCCGUGUAUUUGACGUGGUGGGACCCGUUUGUGAAAGUGGAGAUUUCUUGGCGAAGGAUCGUCUUUUGGCCAAGCCUCACGAAGGCUGUACUCUGGUAGUGUUUGACGCAGGCGCCUACUGCUCAAGUAUGGGAUCCAAUUAUAACAUGAGAGCUAGGCCUGCCGAAGUCAUGGUGGACGGGAAUACGUGGAGGAUCAUUCGUGAACCAGAGACCUUCGAUGACCUCGCUAAACACUCUGGCCAGGGGUGUCUGGAUGCACCGAAACAACCAGUCUCUCCACAGAGUAGGCCAAUAUGAUCCUUGCUGUCCUUAUCAGUUAGCUAUCACACCACUCGAUCUUCCUGUAGACCAACGGUUUGCGAACAAUGAGGUCAUGGGUUCAAAUCCAGCACAUAGGAUUUCACCAAUCAUAAACCCGGCCACUGUUUUAUAUAUAAAAUAUUUUUGAUUGCGACAUGUAUCUCCAAAUAAAUCACCAUAGA